Molecule: messenger RNA, 1335 nt
Organism: Aspergillus uvarum CBS 121591
Lineage: Eukaryota; Fungi; Ascomycota; Eurotiomycetes; Eurotiales; Aspergillaceae
Exons: 3
Coding region: 1-1335 (444 amino acids)
Source: RefSeq, a predicted model, not a curated record
AUGGAGACUCUCAACCGCACCUUCAGCAACGCCACCACCGCCCUCUGGAACGAGUUCCAACCCGGCGAACAGCAGCAGCUCCAACCGCAUGGCGACGAGCCCUUGUCCGGGAUCCAGGGGAAGGGCACAGCGACUGAUCCGUACGAUGGAGGGAACCGCGAUGACCAACCCGGCGCCCCCCGCUCCCAAGCCAACACCGCCGUGAUCCCCGAGCCCCUCGUCUCCGUCACCGCGCCCUCCGACCACGCCAAGAAUCCCAAGUCCCCCAGCAACGCCGACGUGGCCCUCAAGAGCGUGAUCGUCGACGAGCCGGCCUCGACGCUGCCGUUGCAGCAACAGAACAAAAAGAUGGAGACCCCCGACCCGUUGACCGCCGCGGCGCCCACGGCGGCUGCCGAGGCGGCCGGCGCGCCGAGCAGCGGGUCGCAUGGCACGAAGCAGUUGGCUGCGUCGGGGGUGGGGUUGCCGGCGGGCAAGACGCAGGUGUCGAGCUCGGGCGGGGUGUCGGAGCAGCGGGGGAGUUUGCCUGCUUCUUCUUCGGUGAAGGUUCCUUCCUCUGUUGGGGUGGCUGGAUCUGGGUCUGGCACUGGCACUAGCACUGGCGCUGCAGGAGGUGUGGGAGGUGAAACGCUCCCUAUCCGGGAGAAGAAGAAGGGUGAGAUCCUGCAGCAGAAUAGAGGCCUCCCUGCUCCCGAGGGCAUGAAGCCCGAGCAGAAGUCCUCUUCCCUUGCUGCUACUGGCACUACUACUACUACCGCUGGCACAUCUGCAGCGACAGCCGGCGGCAGCACCGGCACCGGCGCCCUGCAGACCCGCGACACGCCCGCUACCAUCCCUACCUCCAGCGUGUCCGCUGACGACAAGGCCUACAAAUCCAAGGAGAAACCCAUCACCUCUGCCUCCACAUUGCAGCCCCAGCAGCAGCAGAUGAAACCCGACGCCUCCAAAGCCAAAGGCGCUGAUAAAUCCACCAGCGCAGCGGCAGCUACAGCAUCCGACACCGAAUCUGUCGGCCCCACCAACGAGACCAAGGAAGCCCGCGACUCUGCUGCUACCACUUCCCCUACUUCCCCUCCACAUCACGAGACGAAGACAGAGACCGACCCCCUCCCCCGGGGCAACAACAAAGUCAGCGAGGAGGCGCUCAAGGGCCCGCAGACCCCGGCGCCGCGGGAGCCAUUCGAGUUUGAGAAGCGGUUGGGGUCCAAAGGGGGUCCUGCCAAACCUGAUACUGGCGCGGCGGACGAGGCCGAGAAGCACGGGAAGGGCCACGGGCAGGGCAAGAUGGCGCAUUUGAAGGAGAAGGUCGGGAAGGUGCUGCAUCAUGGGAAGUAA